This is a messenger RNA of Magallana angulata, 3622 nucleotides long. Its product is annotated as activating signal cointegrator 1 complex subunit 1-like. Bases 189 to 1262 code for a protein of 357 amino acids. Gene Ontology annotation, biological process: regulation of DNA-templated transcription; DNA alkylation repair. The record is from RefSeq and is a predicted model, not a curated record. Lineage: Eukaryota; Metazoa; Mollusca; Bivalvia; Ostreida; Ostreidae. Gene Ontology annotation, molecular function: RNA binding. The transcript has 8 exons. Gene Ontology annotation, cellular component: nucleus.
CACGGGUUUGUCACAAUAAUUUCACUUAUUUAUAUCAUUGGGCUAUCAAAUCCUUUCUUUAGUAAUAAGUGUGGCCAGAACAUUGUAAUAGCUGUAUUAUUAUGUCAAAUUAUAACUUUUAUCACAGAGUACAGACUUUAAGUUGAUCCAUCAUCAGUCUUGCAGUAUAGACCUCAAUCAUAAUCAGAAUGGAUGUACUAAGGCCCCAGAUAAUAAGGAUAGGGGACCGCUGUUACAGGAAAAACCCCACACUGGACAGAGACUUCAACGCCCUAGAGGAGGAAGAGUAUGAAGAAUCAACAAUCCAGUGUGAUAGCUGGAAUGAUGAAACGUGCGACACAUUUAACAUCGAGGAGACAGAUCGUGGAUAUCAGACCUCUGUCAAUCUACCCAGUGCCUUCUUCAAACACAUCAUUGGCAGAAAGGGAGAGACGAAACGUCGGCUCGAGAUCGAGACUAAAACACAGAUCAGAAUUCCCAGGGAGGGGGUAGAAGGCGAGAUAGUGAUCACUGGACCGGAGAGGAAGGGCGUGGUCUCAGCUAAGACGAGGAUCGACGUUAUUGUGGACUCUGUACGACGGAAAGAGCCCUUCACCCACUUCCUGUCUCUCCCGGUGAACUCGCAGCCAAUCAGAGAGAGGUUCCUGGAGUUUCAGGAGGAUGUCUUAAGGAAAUGUGAUAGUGAUAGAGGUAUAGAUCCAACCAUAUUCCAGAAGCCUGAGAAACUACAUCUAACCAUUGGGACGUUAGCCCUCCUCAAUAAACACGAAAUACAACAGGCUCUGGAUACACUGGAGGACUGUAAACAGAGUCUCAUUGAACCCAUCCUGAGGGGUGAACCUCUGACUGUGAGGGUGCAGGGGCUGGAAUACAUGAACGAUGAUCCCAGCUCAGUGGACGUCUUGUACGCAAAGAUUCAGGCAGGGGAGCAGGCAGAGAGGCUUCAAAUACUUGCUGAUCGAUUAGUUGACCGAUUUUCCACUACUGGUCUAAUGCAGCAGGAAUACAGUCGAGUCAAGCUACACCUCACUGUAAUGAAUACACUGAUGAGGCGUGACCCAACCUCAAUACCCGGAGAAAGGCCCCCCGAGGGAAAGCGUGGUUACAAAGAGAGAGAGUCUUUUGAUGCUAUGAAUGUGAUGAAGAACUUUGAGCUCUAUGAUUUUGGGAACUACACAGUGAAUUCCCUCCAUCUUUCCCAGAGACAUGGAGCAGGAAAAGAUGGUUACUAUGUAUGUGCUGGAUCAGUGUCGUUACCAUGACUACCAGAAACCAUGUGACAUAUUGUUGUGAUCACUAACUCCCAUUUUAGUUAAUAAGAUUUUGUUAAAUAUAUUUCUGGGUUGUUUUCUUUUUCAUAGCUACAAGUAUAUAUACAAUGUAAUUACAUUUAAAGCUGACAUGAAUUCAUAAAUAUGCAUUAUUUCCCUUUUAUCUCCGACUACUGCCAUAUUAGUUGUCGAUUUUUAUUGUUCUGCUCAUCGCUACACACCCCCUAUAUAAGGCCGAUAGAACUAUUCAUGCUUCAUCGCAUUCAGGUAUUUCAUGCACCCGAACACGUUACCUUGGAUGAAAAGACGCGUAAAAACAAGUUUUGAACAAAAAUAAAUAUGACAACCACUGCACGGGCAAGGAAUAUCCAAUAGACGACGAAACAAGACAGACUGAAAAUCAGGCACAGAUACUUCCAUUUACAAAAAAUCCUUGAUAAUUGAAGACCGUUUUCCUGUGCAUGUUAUAGCAUCGCACCUGCGCAAACCACACACAGGCAGAUCGAGCAAUGUCAAUGAUCGCAUGGAUUUUAGAAACAUUUUUAGGAGCAUUUUUGUACAAACCGAUGAAAACGAUGUUACGUUGUUACUUUCUUGGAUUUACCAUCAUUUAUUUACUGUGUUGGAUGUAGUGCUUCAGGGGUUUUCAAAAAGAUGCAAACGCUAUACACUAGCUAUGUAUGAAUGACACACGUGUUCGAUGUGCAUGCGAAGUAAGGCAGCACUUUCUUUUUUAAAAGAAUAAAUAUAUUUUUUAUUUUAUUCCUUGUUGUUUCCUAUUAUAUUCUUCAUUACAUUUUACUGCAAUGUGUAGUUUAUGCAUUUAGAAGUCCGUGGAACCUGAAUGUCUCGAUCGGAAAGCAACCGACUGUAACUUUCUCGCCCGGUAUAUAUACCCCAGUGGUAGUAGAGGAGCUAUCUAAACUAACAUGGGCGACCAAUUGCUUUAUGAGUUCAUUUCAGCUUAAAUAAACAAGAACAAAUUGAUUUUUUCUCAAAAUAACAUUUAUUAAAGGCACAAUAACAAAUUAUCUAUAACCACUUGCAGGAUUAUUAUAAAACAACUGCUUGAAACAAACGUCCACAUCAAAAAAAGAAAAGGUGCACAAACUUCUGAAUGAUUAUAUAUUGGCAUCAAAGUUAAAAGGAAUUUGUGCUGAAGCUUAUUUUCCUACACUGAAAAAGGAGAAAGAAAGUGAGUUUUGAAUUUAGUUUCAAUAAUUAUGCAUAUUUCCUAAACUUAAUAUUUAAUUUUCCUGCAAGAACUUUAAAAUUAGUACACUGUACUAUUGAUUAUCAUCGAAACUUAGUUUGCCUUUGUUUGGUUAAGCAUUAUUACUAAUUUUCUCAUCAUGAAUCAUCUUCAAUAAGCCUGUGUACAUGUAUAUGUCCCAAUGGUCUAUUCCAAGAGACUACAUGUUUUUGUUCAAGUAAAAAAAAAUAAUGGCCUGUUAUUUUCAUUUUAAAUAGUGCAGUAAAAACUUGCAUGUCAAGUAUAUACUUAGCCUAAUACUGCCGUCAUGAUUGUAAACAGUACCAAGUCAUAAAUUUAUAAUAUCACAGUUUUCUGUGUAUACAAACCAAUCUAAACCUAGGUUUAAAAGAAGAGAAAUACAGUCGCAUAAUAAUAAUUCAACAAAUAAAUAAUAACAAAAAUGUAUACAACUGGAUUGACUAUAAAUAUUACAUUAAAUCAAUUUUUUUCAAAAAUAUUAAUAAUAAAAAAGUAAAUGUAGGUUAAUUUGGAAAACGACGCACUAAAAUAAAAACUUUUUUGCUAUAAAGUGUUUUGGAUUUCAUUUAAACCAACACAAGAAUCAUAAAAGGGAUUAAUGUCUGCAAAAUGAAAUAAAAUAGGAUAAAUAAUUACAAUUCAAAUUUAUCAAAUACAUGCAUGUACAUUGAAUAAAAUUAUUUUGUGUAAACAUGUAAAAGUUAUACAGGUACAAAACAUUCUGUAAAAUAUACAAAGUGAACAUUGCAAUUGUAACGAGAAAGCCAUGUACACACACUGGAGGCGUAGAUUUUAGGUCAUAUAUCAACUGUCCAAAUACUCGGACACAAAUCAGGCAUCCUCGUUAAGGGCAUCAACAGAGUAUUAACUUGUCAUAAAAUUACAGCAUAUCAUAUAUUACAUAUCAUCAUAUAAAAUGUGACAAAACAAACAAUAAAUAAUUCAAACUUGCAUCAAACAGUUAUUACACGCCAUCUUGUGGUUUACUGAAAAAAGAAACUUUGUUGUUCAUUCAUGCGAGGUUCGCUACAGUAAAAUAGUAUACUAGCUCAUAAUGGAUUGUGUAUAUGGUCAAUCCUAAAUUGAAAUCUCUAAAAGUUUGUCUCUCAUCUAAAUA